Molecule: messenger RNA, 1344 nt
Organism: Protobothrops mucrosquamatus (brown spotted pit viper)
Lineage: Eukaryota; Metazoa; Chordata; Lepidosauria; Squamata; Viperidae
Gene: B9D1
Product: B9 domain containing 1
Exons: 7
Coding region: 25-648 (207 amino acids)
Biological process (GO): cilium assembly
Cellular component (GO): MKS complex
Source: RefSeq, a predicted model, not a curated record
CCUCCUGCCGCUCCGCGAGGCCCGAUGGCGGCCGCCUCCGCCAGCCCCACCGUCUUCCUCCUCAUGGUCAGCGGGCAGAUCGAGAGCGCGCAGUUCCCAGAAUUUGACGACCUCUACUGCAAGUACUGCUUCGUGUACGGCCCCGACUGGGCUCCGACUUCGGGCCUGGAAGAAGGCAUCUCUCAGAUCACAUCCAAGAGCCGGAAUGUCCAUCAAAACCUGGUCUGGAAUUUCCCCAUUGAUGUCACCUUCAAAAGCACCAACCCCUUUGGCUGGCCACAGAUUGUCGUCAGUGUAUAUGGGCCAGAUCUUUUUGGGAAUGACGUGAUUCGGGGAUACGGAGCGGUUCAUGUCCCUUUUACACCAGGCAGGCACCAGAGGAUCCUCCCGAUGUUCGUUCCAGAAUCAACCUCCAGACUGCAAAAGUUAACAAGCUGGCUGACAGGCAGAUAUCCCGAAUUCACUGACCCCAAGGUGGUAGCCCAGGGCGAAGGCCGUGAAGUCACCAGAGUCCGCUCACAAGGCUUUGUCACCGUUUCCUUCAACGUGGUGACCAAGGACAUGAAGAAGCUGGGCUAUGACGUCAGCUCGCCAACCCUCGCCAGCUCCUCACUAACCUCGGUGACAGAUGCCAUGCAUAAAUUCUAAACUUGCAAUUUGGGAUUGAUGCUGUCCUACAAGACGCAAUUCGGAGCUGACCACGGUUAUCAGAUAAAAUUGUUUGUGUGCCAACCAAGGAGAAUCCAGAUCAGACCAAACCAGUGCAGAUGUGCAGAAAUCAGUGCCUGAGGGAUUUGCGAAGAGGGUGUGCCGGGUGGCCAGCUGUGGCUACGAUAAGCCAUCUGCAGACAAGCAGCGUGCUAUUGCUCUGCUUUUAGGGGUAUUUCCUGUCUGGGCCAGAAGCAUCCCUGACUUUUGAUUUUUGUCACAAGUUAAAUAGAAACUGUUUCCGCUUGUGAGCACACACACUUUCAAAACAGCACAUCCAGGCACAAUUAGUGUUAUCUGGAGAGGUUGGGUGGAAAAUUAGACCUUUCAAUGACAUUGUCCCAUUUUAGCACACUGUCAUAGUUUGCAUUGAUAGCACGUGUGUCUGUAGGCGUAUAAGAAGGAAGGGGGAAGAAGAAAUGAGUUUAAAAGUAUGCAAAUUAUUUCUAAUUUCAGUAUGGCAAGUAAGGUUUAAAACAAAAACACUGGUUUCAUUUUUUUUCAAGUUACAGAUUUUAUAAGAAUCUCUUAUCCCCAUAAAGGUCUUCACCAUGGACUUGAUGUUCAGUUUAAAAUACAACUCUGUUUAGGAAUUUGUACUGUUUUCCAAAUAAAUUACUUCCUUUACUGACAAAA